Messenger RNA from Medicago truncatula (barrel medic), 1781 nucleotides. RefSeq names its product protein REVEILLE 2. The transcript is spliced from 6 exons. Lineage: Eukaryota; Viridiplantae; Streptophyta; Magnoliopsida; Fabales; Fabaceae. The record is from RefSeq and is a predicted model, not a curated record. Bases 318 to 1376 code for a protein of 352 amino acids. Gene Ontology annotation, molecular function: DNA binding.
AUAACACUAUAUUAUUUUUUCAAUCAAUGAACGAGGAAGUAGAAAUCAACAUCUGAUGUGUCAUCCUCACUGUUACAAACUAUCUUAUAGUCAGAGUCACAGAUUUCAUUCACAACUUUUCAAUCUAUACUUCUUCUUCUUCUUCUGAUCAAUUCUCUGAUUCCAACUUUUCUAUUUUCUAUCUUCUUUUCUUACACCGUUUCUCAUUAGAAGGGUGUUAGAAAGAGGAAGCUUAAUCAAUUGACAAUUCAUUGGUAGCUUUUGUGUUUGUGUGUUUUCCUGAGAAACCAAAGUUUUGAUCAGUGAUUUCUGCAGCCAUGACGAAUCAAGAGCAAGAUGGAUUAACUUGUUCCAGUGUUAGCCCUGCAGUAGGAAAUGUAGCUGGAUCACAUCCUGUUACUCAUAUUCAACUCAGCGAUCAGUUAUCUUGCGCGAAUGAUUAUGCUCUUAAGGCAAGGAAACCAUAUACUAUAUCAAAACAGAGAGAAAGAUGGACAGAUGAAGAACAUAAGAAGUUCCUUGAAGCCUUAAAGCUGUAUGGCCGGGCCUGGCGAAGCAUUGAAGAACAUGUCGGUUCAAAGACUGCGAUCCAGAUUCGAAGUCAUGCUCAGAAGUUUUUCUCUAAGAUUCUUCGCGACACGAGUGCAAGCAUUACAAACACCAAGGAAUCGAUUGAAAUUCCUCCUCCUAGACCAAAACGUAAGCCUAUGCACCCUUAUCCUCGCAAGCUAGUUGAGACGGUCGGUACUAAAGAAAUUUCAAUCCUGAAAAAGGCAAUAAAUUCUAAUUCUCUGAAGACAUCAGAUUUUGAUCAAGCAAACCAAUCUCCCAAAUCAGUUUUAUCUACACUUGGUUCCGAAAGCCUUGGUUCAUCCGAUUCAGAUACACCAAACGGAAGUUUAUCUCCGAUAUCAUCGAUUAGUUGUGUCCGAGCAAGUGUUUUCAGGCCUGCUGAAUUCAAAACACCGUCAGAGGAAGAAGCUAGGCUAGAUGCUGAUUCAGCUCCUGAUGAGAAACCUCUUCUGAAACUCGAGAUUCUCUCUGAUGAAAGUGUUUCUGCAAAAGAAAGCAUAGCAGAAGAAUCGUCUCGUCCAACUCUUAAACUUUUUGGGACGACUCUAAUUGUAAAAGAUUUCUGCAAACCAUCUUCUCCAACAAUUGAGGCAUGCAAACCAAUACCUCAUGACAUACAUGUUAGAAAGGGAGAAGGAAAAUUGGAACUUCUUGGCAAAAGUACACUAUGUGAAACAUCAGCCAUAUCUCAGUUAAGAGUAAGAGUGAGGCGUGAAACUUGUGGGAAAGGGUUUGUGCCAUAUAAAAGGUGCAUGUCGAAAAAUGAAAACCAGUCUUCAUCUGCAACAGCUGAUGAAAGAUAAGAGAAAAACUUCACCUUUCACUAUAUUUUUCUCUUUUGAGAUAGACUAGCUGUGUUUUUCGUAACUCUUGAUUGAUAUCACGGUGACAACCGCACUUUAGGAGCGAAGCUCCAAUCUGUUGCUUGGGAUAAAAACAACGGUGAAGACGCGAGAAACGCCUAUGCUAGCUACAGCUUGUGGAUGAGCUGGUUAUGAAAAAGGGAGGCAAAAGAAGGGGACUAUAAAUUUUACAUGUUCUCUUUGUUGCAAAUUGUUGUUGCCGCUAAAUCCCCAAAGUUUCCUUUUUGUAUUUUUCCUUUCAGCUGUGAAUUGUCAAUUGUUUUUGUUUCACAGCUCUUAAUGCUCAGUCGUUGGUAGAAGUAUUUAGUUGUCUGGUCUACAUACGUGUUUAAGUUACAUGUGCAA